AUGGCCAAGAGCAUGCGUAGUAAAGUCAAGAGACGUUUCCGUGCAAUUAAACGACAGUCUGUCUUUGAACCAGCUGAGGCUGCUCGAGCACAAAGACUUGCAGCAAAUCAAGUACAGGCAGCUGGACCACAACAAAUGAAUUCCACGUCAAUAAAAAAGGAGGGAUCACAAGAUCAAUUACCACCGCAACUCGCAAAUACAUACUCUACAACAGAUAUAACUUCAGGUUCGUUAUGUUAUGAAAUACUAGGAUUGAUCGAUCCUGAUAUAAUUGAUUCAACGAACUUUGAAGGGUUAAUGAGUAUGGUAAUAGAUACUGAUGCUCCAAAGAUCUCUACAAGUGGACCAAGGAAUAGUAGACAUCAACAAUGGAAAAGGAAAAAGCUUGCUGGGAAAAAGAAAUUUGCUGGGAAAAAGAAACGGAAUGUUUUAGUACAUUUUUAA
Molecule: messenger RNA, 444 nt
Organism: Funneliformis caledonium
Lineage: Eukaryota; Fungi; Glomeromycota; Glomeromycetes; Glomerales; Glomeraceae
Source: the annotation of a GenBank genome assembly